This is a messenger RNA of Spathaspora passalidarum NRRL Y-27907, 699 nucleotides long. RefSeq lists its product as uncharacterized. Lineage: Eukaryota; Fungi; Ascomycota; Pichiomycetes; Serinales; Debaryomycetaceae. The coding region runs from base 1 to 699 and encodes 232 amino acids. The record is from RefSeq and is a predicted model, not a curated record. Gene Ontology annotation, molecular function: metal ion binding. The transcript has a single exon.
AUGGUUAAUUUAGGCUUUUGUCAGAAAGGUUCAACAUGUAAAUAUAUCCAUGACAAGAACAAAAUAAAGAUAUGUCCUUUAUUCUUAAGUGGUAAGUGUUUUAACAGGAACUGUUUAUUAUCCCAUUCAUGCAAUGACAACAACACUGCCAUGUGUCGAUAUUUCUUGGAAUAUAAGUGCCAUAACUCCAAUUGCAAAUAUAGACACAUGAAACCUCCUCAUUAUGAUGAUCCAAAUUAUGAAAUUUGGACAUGUCGACCAUUCGCAAUUGGAGGUUGGUGUCCUCGAGGGAAAAGAUGUCCAUUCUUGCAUUUACCAAAUUGUCCUGAUUUUGAAGAGAAUGGAUAUUGUUCACGGAAGCAAGAAUGUCCAUUUAAUCAUCAAGUGACUUUGCGUACGCAAGAACAAAUAUCUACUCGUUCAAACAAGUAUAUCCGAGAAGAGGUAGAAGUUGAAACACAAAAAGAUGACAAACCGGAAAAGAUAAUCAUCAGUAGUUAUACAGUUGAUCCCGAAGUUUUAUUCAUCAACGACACAACUAGCAAUUACCAGUAUUACAUUGACAAUACCGCGCAAGAAUUAAGAUCCAAAGAAGAUGCACCUCUGAGUGAGUUUUUGAUUGAAAUUUCAGACACAGAAUCAGAGUUUUCCUUAGACGAAGACCAACUAGAAGGUAAUGAUGAUUAUGUAAGUAUAUGA